Helobdella robusta is the source of this 270-nucleotide messenger RNA. RefSeq lists its product as hypothetical. Gene Ontology annotation, cellular component: PRC1 complex. Gene Ontology annotation, biological process: negative regulation of transcription by RNA polymerase II. The record is from RefSeq and is a predicted model, not a curated record. The transcript has 2 exons. Lineage: Eukaryota; Metazoa; Annelida; Clitellata; Rhynchobdellida; Glossiphoniidae. Gene Ontology annotation, molecular function: promoter-specific chromatin binding. The coding region runs from base 1 to 270 and encodes 89 amino acids.
AUGAUAAAGUUACGAAUUCGAGACAUCAAUCCCCACAUCGUCUGUUCGCUGUGUGCUGGUUACUUCAUUGAGGCUACAACAAUCACAGAAUGCUUGCACACCUUCUGCAAAAGUUGUAUAGUGAGAUUCCUACAGACGAGUAAAUGUUGUCCCCAGUGUGGCCUAAAAGUACAUGAAACUCAGCCACUCUUGAAUUUGAAACCGGAUAGAGUGCUUCAGGACAUUAUAUUCAAGCUGGUACCUGGCCUCUAUGAAAGUAGAUUCAAAUAA